UCCCAUCUCACAGCACCUCACAGGUCUCUUCCCCCGGGCAGUGCAUUGCUGGAGCGAGGAGAAGCUCACGCACGAAUCAGCUGCAGGUCCCUGUUUUGAAAAGCAGAGAUACAGAGACAGAGGAAAAGGGUGGACUCCUAUGUGACCUGUUCUUAGAGCAAGACAAUCACCAUCUGAAUUCCAGAAGCCCUGUUCAUGGUUGGGGAUAUUUUUUCGACUGCAUGGAAUCAGAAAGAAGCAAAAGGAUGGGAAAUGCCUGCAUUCCCCUGAAAAGAAUUGCUUAUUGCCUAUGUCUCUUAUCUGCGCUUUUGCUGACUGAGGGGAAGAAACCAGCGAAGCCAAAAUGCCCUGCUGUGUGUACUUGUACCAAAGAUAAUGCUUUAUGUGAGAAUGCCAGAUCCAUUCCACGCACCGUUCCUCCUGAUGUUAUCUCACUAUCCUUUGUGAGAUCUGGUUUUACUGAAAUCUCAGAGGGGAGUUUUUUAUUCACACCAUCGCUGCAGCUCUUGUUAUUCACAUCGAACUCCUUUGAUGUGAUCAGUGACGAUGCUUUUAUUGGUCUUCCACAUCUAGAAUAUUUAUUCAUAGAAAACAACAAUAUCAAGUCCAUUUCAAGACACACUUUCCGGGGACUCAAGUCAUUAAUUCAUCUGAGCCUCGCAAACAACAAUCUCCAGACACUCCCUAAAGAUAUUUUCAAAGGCCUGGAUUCUUUAACAAAUGUGGAUCUGAGGGGGAAUUCCUUUAACUGCGACUGUAAACUCAAAUGGCUGGUAGAAUGGCUCAGCCACACCAAUGCAACUGUUGAAGACAUCUACUGUGAAGGCCCUGCAGAAUACAAGAAGCGCAAAAUCAAUAGUCUCUCUUCCAAGGACUUUGAUUGUAUCAUUACAGAAUUUGCAAAGUCUCAAGACCUGCCUUAUCAAUCUCUGUCCAUAGACACUUUUUCUUAUCUGAACGAUGAGUAUGUAGUCAUCGCCCAGCCUUUUACUGGAAAAUGCAUUUUCCUUGAAUGGGACCACGUAGAAAAGACUUUCCGGAAUUAUGACAACAUUACAGGCACUUCCACUGUAGUGUGCAAGCCUAUAGUCAUUGACACUCAGCUCUAUGUUAUUGUGGCCCAGCUGUUUGGUGGCUCUCACAUCUAUAAGCGGGACAGUUUUGCAAAUAAAUUCAUAAAAAUCCAGGAUAUUGAAAUUCUCAAAAUUCGAAAACCCAAUGACAUUGAAACAUUCAAGAUUGAAAACAACUGGUAUUUUGUCGUUGCUGACAGUUCAAAAGCCGGGUUUACUACUAUUUACAAAUGGAACGGAAACGGAUUCUAUUCCCAUCAAUCCUUACACGCGUGGUACAGGGACACUGAUGUGGAAUAUCUGGAAAUCGUCAGAACACCGCAGACACUCAGAACGCCUCAUUUAAUCCUGUCCAGUAGUUCCCAGCGUCCCGUAAUUUAUCAGUGGAACAAAGCAACACAAUUAUUCACUAAUCAGACUGACAUUCCCAACAUGGAGGAUGUGUAUGCUGUAAAGCACUUCUCAGUGAAAGGUGACGUGUACAUUUGCUUGACAAGGUUCAUUGGCGAUUCUAAAGUCAUGAAAUGGGGAGGCGCCUCGUUCCAAGAUAUUCAGAGGAUGCCAUCGCGAGGAUCUAUGGUAUUCCAGCCUCUUCAGAUAAAUAGUUACCAAUAUGCAAUUCUUGGGAGCGAUUACUCCUUUACUCAAGUAUAUAACUGGGAUGCAGAAAAAGCCAAAUUUGUGAAAUUUCAGGAAUUAAAUGUUCAGGCACCACGAUCCUUCACGCACGUGGCCAUUAAUAAGCGUAAUUUUCUCUUUGCUUCCAGUUUUAAGGGAAAUACACAGAUUUACAAACACGUCAUAGUUGACUUAAGCGCAUGAGACACCAAAUUCCGUGGCUGCCAUCAGAAACUUUCUACAGUAUAUGACCCAGAUGAACUCAAUGCAUGAUGACUCUUAUCACACUUGCAAAUGAAUGCCUUUCAAACAUUGAGACUGCUAGAACUAAGCACUCCCAGUAUCUCCAUCCUUAACCGUCCAGUCUAGGGGUGUGGGAAGUUACCUUCUAUAAGACGAAAUUCAAUUGUGUAACUGUUCUUUGCAGUGAAGAUGUGUAAAUAAGCGUUUAAUGGUAUCUGUUACUCCAAAAAGAAAUACCAAUAUGUACUUUUCCAUUUAUUUAUUCAUGUGUUCAGAAACAACUGCCAAAUAAAAUGUUUACAUUUUCUUUCAUA
This is a messenger RNA of Nycticebus coucang (slow loris), 2248 nucleotides long. RefSeq names its product leucine rich glioma inactivated 1 (gene LGI1). The transcript has 8 exons. Lineage: Eukaryota; Metazoa; Chordata; Mammalia; Primates; Lorisidae. Gene Ontology annotation, molecular function: protein binding. The coding region runs from base 222 to 1895 and encodes 557 amino acids. The record is from RefSeq and is a predicted model, not a curated record.